This is a messenger RNA of Coregonus sp. 'balchen', 20712 nucleotides long. The record is from the annotation of a GenBank genome assembly. Lineage: Eukaryota; Metazoa; Chordata; Actinopteri; Salmoniformes; Salmonidae.
ACGCUCCCCACCACGCAGUAUGAGCUGGAGAUCGUAGCCCAGGACAUGAAGGGAAGAGAUGUAGGACUGACAGGAACAUCCACGGCAACCAUCACCAUCACAGACAAGAACGACCACGCCCCAGAGUUCACCCACUCACUGGUGAGUACAUGCACCCCUGCUUGUUCCCCUGACCCCUGACCCUUGUCCUCUGUCUGUCCUCUCUGCCCUGUACCCUGUCCUCUGUCUGUCCCCUGUCCUCUGUCUGUCCUCUCUGUCUUUUGUCCCCUGUCCUCUGUCUGUCAUUUCUGCCAUAUCCCCUGUUCUCUGUCCCCUAUCUUCUGUCCCUGUUAUCACUUUUCUGUCCCCUGUACUCUGUCAUCUGUCCCUAUUCGCAGAUGCAGCUGGUGACGGGCAUGACUCACGUACAGGUGAUGGAGUGGGUUACACACACACACACUCACUCACUUAAACAGUUAUCCUCCAUGACCUCUGCUUUCCAAUUUAAAAUGAAAGUUAUAAUUCUUAGAGCCUGCCCUAGGAAAGGCUCAGCUCACAUCAGUCGUCGUCCUGUGUGUGUGUGUGUGUGUGUGUGUGUGUGUCUGUGUGUGUCUGUGUGUGUGUGUGUGUGACCACAUGUAAUAAACAACACAUCACAGUAGUCAGGUGGUAGGGGCUCAUAAGGGAGAUAAGGGAAUGUUUGUGUGUGUGCUUAUGUGUUGUGCUGCUAUGAUCAUGGUGUUGGUUUCCUUUGUCAGCACAGCCUCAAUGCUCUAGUAGAAACCCUGUAUGGCACACGUAACCCAAUACCCAGCAGCCACACUAUCUACGUCAUUCAGAAAAAAAUGCACUUAACAAACUUAACCUACUUGCCUGUUUGUGCAAACUCAUGUGGAAUCUUUAAAAAAAACUGCAACCGUUGCUGUUUAUUUUAUUCUUGAGGUGAAGAAAAAAGCAUCAGGCCUUGGAGGAGAGGUCGUAAUGUUGAGUUGUGUGGUUUUUAAUGGAAAUGCCCAGAGCUGUUGUCAGGCUUCGAGACACAUCAACCCCAACCUCCGCCAGGCGGGCUCCCAUAAUGCAUUGCCGUGUCAGAGCGUUGUGAGAUCUUCACAGUGAAAUGUUUGGCUGAGUAGGCAUGCUGGGGCCGCGCUGAGUGCACUCUGUCCGUGUCCUCACUUAAUGCCUCUAUCUUUCUUCUGGGGAUGUAUUUAACAGCGUGGAGAAAUGUUCCUUUUAAAAACACAGCCAUUUAAGGUUCUGAACUCCUCAUAUACAGUGAGGGAAAAAAGUAUUUGAUCCCCUGCUGAUUUUGUACGUUUGCCCACUGACAAAGAAAUGAUCAGUCUAUAAUUUUAAUGGUAGGUUUAUUUGAACAGUGAGAGACAGAAUAACAACAAAAAAAUCCAGAAAAACGCAUGUCAAAAAUGUUAUAAAUUGAUUUGCAUUUUUAUGAAGGAAAUAAGUAUUUGACCCCCUCUCAAUCAGAAAGAUUUCUGGCUCCCAGGUGUCUUUUAUACAGGUAACGAGCUGAGAUUAGGAGCACACUCUUAAAGGGAGUGCUCCUAAUCUCAGUUUGUUACCUGUAUAAAAGACACCUGUCCACAGAAGCAAUCAAUCAAUCAGAUUCCAAACUCUCCACCAUGGCUAAGACCAAAGAGCUCUCCAAGGAUGUCAGGGACAAGAUUGUAGACCUACACAAGGCUGGAAUGGGCUACAAGACCAUCGCCAAGCAGCUUGGUGAGAAGGUGACAACAGUUGGUGCGAUUUUUCGCAAAUGGAAGAAACACAAAAUAAUUGUCAAUCUCCCUCGGCCUGGGGCUCCAUGCAAGAUCUCACCGCCUGAAGUUGCAAUGAUCAUGAGAACGGUGAGGAAUCAGCCCAGAACUACACGGGAGGAUCUUGUCAAUGAUCUCAAGGCAGCUGGGACCAUAGUCACCAAGAAAACAACUGGUAACACACUAUGCCGUGAAGGACUGAAAUCCUGCAGCGCCCGCAAGGUCCCCCUGCUCAAGAAAGCACUUACAGUGGGGAGAACAAGUAUUUGAUACACUGCCGAUUUUGCAGGUUUUCCUACUUACAAAGCAUGUAGAGGUCUGUAAUUUUUUAUCAUAGGUACACUUCAACUGUGAGAGAAGGAAUCUAAAACAAAAAUCCAGAAAAUCACAUUGUAUGAUUUCUAAGUAAUUAAUUUGCAUUUUAUUGCAUGACAUAAGUAUUUGAUCACCUACCAACCAGUAAGAAUUCCGGCUCUCACAGACCUGUUAGUUUUUCUUUAAGAAGCCCUCCUGUUCUCCACUCAUUACCUGAUUAACUGCACCUGUUUGAACUCGUCACCUGUAUAAAAGACACCUGUCCACACACUCAAUCAAACAGACUCCAACCUCUCCACAAUGGCCAAGACCAGAGCGCUGUGUAAGGACAUCAGGGUUAAAAUUGUAGACCUGCACAAGGCUGGGAUGGGCUACAGGAAAAUAGGCAAGCAGCUUGGUGAGAAGGCAACAACUGUUGGCGCAAUUAUUAGAAAAUGGAAUAAGUUCAAGAUGACGGUCAAUCAGCCUCGGUCUGGGGCUCCAUGCAAGAUCUCACCUCGUGGGGCAUCAAUGAUCAUGAGGAAGGUGAGGGAUCAGCCCAGAACUACACGGCAGGACCUUGUCAAUGACCUGAAGAGAGCUGGGACCACAGUCUCAAAGAAAACCAUUAGUAACACACUACGCCGUCAUGGAUUAAAAUCCUGCAGCGCACGCAAGGUCCCCCUUCUCAAGCCAGCGCAUGUCCAGGCCCGUCUGAAGUUUGCCAAUGACCAUCUGGAUUAUCCAGAGGAGGAAUGGGAGAAGGUCAUGUGGUCUGAUGAGACAAAAAUAGAGCUUUUUGGUCUAAACUCCACUCGCCGUGUUUGGAGGAAGAAGAAGGAUGAGUACAACCCCAAGAACACCAUCCCAACCGUGAAGCAUGGAGGUGGAAAAAUCAUUCUUUGGGGAUGCUUUUCUGCAAAGGGGACAGGACGACUGCACCGUAUUGAGGGGAGGAUGGAAGGGGCCAUGUAUCGCAAGAUCUUGGCCAACAACCUCCUUCCCUCAGUAAGAGCAUUGAAGAUGGGUCGUGGCUGGGUCUUCCAGCAUGACAACGACCCGAAACACACAGCCAGGGCAACUAAGGAGUGGCUACGUCAGAAGCAUCUCAAGGUCCUGGAGUGGCCUAGCCAGUCUCCAGACCUGAACCCAAUAGAAAAUCUUUGGAGGGAGCUGAAAGUCCGUAUUGCCUAGCGACAGCCCCGAAACCUGAAGGAUCUGGAGAAGGUCUGUAUGGAGGAGUGGGCCAAAAUCCCUGCUGCAGUGUGUGCAAACCUGGCCAAGACCUACAGGAAACGUAUGAUCUCUGUAAUUGCAAACAAAGGUUUCUGUACCAAAUAUUAAGUUCUGCUUUUCUGAUGUAUCAAAUACUUAUGUCAUGCAAUAAAAAGAAAAUUAAUUACUUAAAAAUCAUACAAUGUGAUUUUCUGGAUUUUUGUUUUAGAUUCCGCCUCUCACAGUUGAAGUGUACCUAUGAUAAAAAUUACAGACCUCUACAUGCUUUGUAAGUAGGAAAACCUGCAAAAUCAGCAGUGUAUCAAAUACUUGUUCUCCCCACUGUAUACAUGCCCGUCUGAAGUUUGCCAACGAUCAUUUGAAUGAUUCAGAGGAGAACUGGGUGAAAGUGUUGUGGUCAGAUGAGACCAAAAUUGAGCUCUUUGGCAUCAACUCAACUCGCCGUGUUUGGAGGAGGAGGAAUGCUGCCAAUGACCCCAAGAACACCAUCCCCACCGUCAAACAUGGAGGUGGAAACAUUAUGCUUUGGGGGUGUUUUUCUGCUAAGGGGACAGGACAACUUCACUGCAUCAAAGGGACGAUGGACGGGGCCAUGUACCGUCAAAUCUUGGGUGAGAACCUCCUUCCCUCAGCCAGGGCAUUGAAAAUGGGUCGUGGAUGAGUAUUCCAGCAUAACAAUGACCCAAAACACACGGCCAAGGCAACAAAGGAGUGGCUCAAGAAGAAGCACAUUAAGGUCCUGGAGUGGCCUAGCCAGUCUCCAGACCUUAAUCCCGUAGAAAAUCUGUGGAGGGAGCUGAAGGUUCGAGUUGCCAAACGUCAGCCUCAAAACCUUAAUGACUUGGAGAAGAUCUGCAAAGAGGAGUGGGACAAAAUCCCUCCUGAGAUGUGUGCAAACCUGGUGGCCAACUACAAGAAACGUCUGACCUCUGUGAUUGCCAACAAGGGUUUUGCCACCAAGUACUAAGUCAUGUUUUGCAGAGGGGUCAAAUACUUAUUUCCCUCAUUAAAAUGCAAAUCAAUUUAUAACAUUUUUGACAUGCAUUUUUCUGGAUUUUUUUGUUGUUAUUCUGUCUCUCACUGUUCAAAUAAACCUACCAUUAAAAUUAUAGACUGAUAAUUUCUUUGUCAGUGGGCAAACGUACAAAAUCAGCAGGGGAUCAAGUACUUUUUUCACUCACUGUAAGUCCUCCACUCGCUCAGCAGCCUCUAACCUAGUCAUGAAUAAUUUCUUAUGACUUCAAACUAUUGUGGGUGUCCCCAUGUUUAUGUGAAUGUGGGCACAUUCAUAGAUAUUGAAUUCCAUUUGUGUGAAGAUAUUCUGCACUCUUAAAAAAUAUUUUAAAAUAACAUAUCCUUCUGGAUGUUGAAGGUUUUCCAACUGAAAACUCUGUCGACAAACAUAGAUGUGCAUCUCUUGCAGCGUGUAUGUGCUGCAUUCAAGCGGAGAGAAAGACGUGUUCUGGUUUACCUUUUAUUAUUCAUCAAGCGGAGAAGACCUAGGCUUCCUACCCUGCAUUACACACAGGUGCUGAUACACACAGGUGCUGAUAGUGUUGGCAUGACUCCACAUAACACUAGUCUACUUGAAGAUGUGCUUAAGUCAACCAGUGGGGGAUUCACAAUGUACCAUGUCUACCCCCCGCGCUCUUGAAAUAGACUUUAGAGCCUAUGAUUCCCAUACAGAGUAGUGAGAUAUAAUAAAGCUCCACAAAGACAAACAUGGUUUGUAAGGUAUUACAUAUUCUUUAGUGCUAUCUAAACACCACUCAGAGGGAAUUCUGUUGGAUUUGUAUUCCAUAUCUUUUCCCAUUUUCUCUCUUACACAGUGUGAAACUACUCUGAAAUGUAGUUACCAAGUUCAGGUUGACUUUAACUCAUCAAAGAUUCUGAGUGAAAUGGACUCACACAGGUCACCAUGCAGUCUCCUGGAGCUGGAGGGCAGUGUGGGGUCAUCAUAGAACACACUGUUGUUUCAUGUCUGGUAAAGAUGGACAGACUACAGUAUGUUACAGUGAGUCAGUAGUAAACCUAUCAUAGUCUUCUUGGUUUUUAGACCAUAUAAUGGCCAUUGGUUGGUGCAUAGGCCUACAGAUAUUAUACACACUCAUGAGUCUGUCGAGCUGCACUGUUGUUCUCCUUAGCAAGUUUCUCUGAGGGCCCUGUGUAAUCUAUCCGCUCAACUUUUUUAAUCUAAGGCUAAGUUGCUCUUUUAUACUUACGAAUGUAUUACAUUCUGUGAAGCUUCUUUAGGGGAUUGGGUUCCACAAUGAUUCAAUUUUUCUGAUCAAGUUCUAAUCUCAUUUUUAUGAGAGUGGAAACAACAAAAGAUGAUUGGGAAUCCCCUGGUAUAAGAAUAAUUUAAAGACUGAAUAUGUAUAGUAGGAGAUUAAUGCCACUCCUGAUGAAAACCAACAGCAAUACACCACUGACUUAUAUUCUUAUAUUAUUUAUUUAUUCUGGAAGGUUAUACUAUGCUAAUAUCUUAGCAUAAUGCUUGAUAGAUACUUCUGUUGGACCUUGUUCCUAUUUGGGGUUCAAAAUAAAGAUAGAGCACCAACCAAUACCACUUUGUGCAUUGACUACUAACUACUCCACACAGUGUAUGUUACUGUGUAUUGUCUGUCUUUGAAAUGUGUUUAUAGACCACUGCUGUUAACUGACCAGUGGACUCUGACUCUUCCUGUCAGUCUACAUGUCUGCCUUUACCAUGGUUUGACCUGUAGUCUAACUGCUGUUCCAGCACAGCUCUGACCACUGAUCCACACCACUAAAACACACAUUAGCAAACAUUUCAAAGUAGGACAGAGGACAGUAACAGCCCCUAUUACAUAAUUUAUGCUUGUCCUGAAGUCUCCCUAAUUAAAGCCUGUGGUGACACAGAGAGGAUAGGCUGGUGAUACUACUUUCUGGUUCAAGUGGACAGUGUACCCCUGCCACCCCCUCACCAGCAACCCCACCCCCGUCUGGCCCUGGGUGAUAACUGGCAUCUCAUUUCUGACUAGCCCGUUCCAUAGUUUCUUAGCAGCCACUGAUCUGGCUUAUCACUCAGGGAGACUGACAGCUAAGCCAUGCCCUUGCUCCCCUGUGGUGACGGGAGAAUAUGCCUGCCCUCCAAAUGAUAAUGAUAUUAAAGCCCCCAUGCAGUCUUUUGAUUUUGAUGUUUUUUAUAAUCUAAUAAAUCACCUCCUUUUGCAAUUGAAAUGUUCAGUCUGUUCAUGUGGGCUUGUUGAUACAAAUGUAAAUAUAUUUGCAUACACAGCCCUGAUUGGCGGAUAGGAUCGUCUAGACCAGGGGCGUCAAACUCAUUUCAUGGAGGGCCUAGUGUCUGAAGGUUUUUGUUUUUUCCUUUCAAUUAAGCCCUAGACAACCAGGUGUGAGGAGUUCCUUACUAAUUAGUGACCUUAAUUCAUCAAUCAAGUACAAGGGAUGAGCAAAAACCCACAGCCACUCGGCCCUCCGUGGAAUGAGUUUGACACCUGUGGUCUAGACUCUAGAGCCUACCCCGCUUACCCAUUCAAAGUAGGAGGAUACAUAUGCAAAAAAGGAUGUCUGGUCAUUGGUCAGAAUAAUCAGAUCAGAUUUUGAUGUCAUGCUCUGGGCCAAAAACUCCAUCCCACCUGAAAAGACAGAAAUUUCAGGCAAAAAGUAAAUACAAUUCUUACACUAAAAGAGCAUUAUCAUCAUGUUAUUUUGACCUAAUAGUGUGGAAAUAUAUUUUAAAACAUUUACAGGAAAAUUGAGUUUUUGACUGCACUGCCCCUUUAACAGUGAUGACUGAGACACUGAGGUCUGUCCUACCCGGGACCAGGCUGGGCUAGGCUGGGCUAUCUGUCAGGGCUGGGCUGGGCUGGGUGUCUCAGUGAAGGCUGCCAUAUGCGUGUCAGGGAUUACCCAUCUGUUGCUGGGAUGAAAGGGGCUGUAUCCGUGUGGGAGGAUAAUGAUGGGGAGGAGGCAGGAAGGGACCUGGGGUUAGGACCGUCUUUAUUUCUGCUUGAAUGCUUUGUGCUGUCAAAAGAUAUCCAAAUAGAUAGUAUUUUUUGUUUUCCUUGGAUAUUGUAACCUAUGAAGGUACUGUAUAUCAAAGUGGCAGUAGUUUAGCUUAGCCUGUCCUUUCUCUAUCAUAUUCAGAUAGAAGAAGCCAUUUGGUAUGAGAGACCAUGUGGUGUAAAACAUGAUUUUAAACCUACAGUGUCUGAAGAGGGCCAAUUGCAAUCCAUAGCUCUCCUCAUGUCAUUUAGAUGUUGAGAUGAAUAGGCAACCUCUCAUGUUCGCCAGACACUCAGACAGACAUAAAGGGGUCCAGAGAGGGUCUGUGUAGAGUGUAUGAACACUUGAGUGGAUUGUUCAGAAUAUUGCCGUCCUUCAGGUCUGGAAAACACAAGACGUCUCUUCAGGGAGCACUGAAGGGUCCCCAUUCAAAUAGUUUGAAAGCCUUUCUGUUCUUUCUUGUUAAAAUACCAUCCUACCACCAACAAUGCUUUGUUGUAUGAAGUUAUUAUUAUAUCUACUUUUCAUUUAAUUUAUAACAUUUCUGUCCAUUGUCUUCCUCACAUGGCCUCACAAGCUUCAAGUUACCGUUAAUUAAUGUAAGUGAUUAAGGACUUAGAAAGGUAAUGGAGUCAUUUCACCAAGUACAGUGAGGGAAAAAAGUAUUUGAUCCCCUGCUGAUUUUGUACUUUUGCCCACUGACAAAGAAAUGAUCAGUCUAUAAUUUUAAUGGUAGGUUUAUUUGAACAGUGAGAGAUAGAAUAACAACAAAAAAAUCCAGAAAAAUGCAUGUCAAAAAUGUUAUAAAUUGAUUUGCAUUUUAAUGAGGGAAAUAAUUAUUUGACCCCCUCUCAAUCAGAAAGAUUUCUGGCUCCCAGGUGUCUUUUAUACAGGUAAUGAGCUGAGAUUAGGAGCACACUCUUAAAGGGAGUGCUCCUAAUCUCAGCUUGUUACCUGUAUAAAAGACACCUGUCCACAGAAGCAAUCAAUCAAUCAGAUUCCAAACUCUCCACCAUGGCCAAGACCAAAGAGCUCUCCAAGGAUGUCAGGGACAAGAUUGUAGACCUACACAAGGCUGGAAUGGGCUACAAGACCAUCGCCAAGCAGCUUGGUGAGAAGGUGACAACAGUUGGUGCGAUUAUUCGCAAAUGGAAGAAACACAAAAUAACUGUCAAUCUCCCUCGGCCUGGGGCUCCAUGCAAGAUCUCACCUCGUGGAGAUGCAAUGAUCAUGAGAACGGUGAGGAAUCAGCCCAGAACUACACGGGAAGAUCUUGUCAAUGAUCUCAAGGCAGCUGGAACCAUAGUCACCAAGAAAACAAUUGGUAACACACUACGCCGUGAAGGACUGAAAUCCUGCAGCGACCGCAAGGUCCCCCUGCUCAAGAAAGCACAUAUACAUGCCCGUCUGAAGUUUGCCAAUGAACAUCUGAAUGAUUCAGAGGAGAACUGGGUGAAAGUGUUGUGGUCAGAUGAGACCUAAAUCGAGCUCUUUGGCAUCAACUCAACUCGCCGUGUUGAGGAGGAAUGCUGCCUAUGACCCCAAGAACACCAUCCCCACCGUCAAACAUGGAGGUGGAAACAUUAUGCUUUGGGGGUGUUUUUCUGCUAAGGGGACAGGACAACUUCACCGCAUCAAAGGGACGAUGGACGGGGCCAUGUACCAUCAAAUCUUGGGUGAGAACCUCCUUCCCUCAGCCAGGGCAUUGAAAAUGGGUCGUGGAUGAGUAUUCCAGCAUGACAAUGACCCAAAACACACGGCCAAGGCAACAAAGGAGUGGCUCAAGAAGUAGCACAUUAAGGUCCUGGAGUGGCCUAGCCAGUCUCCAGACCUUAAUCCCAUAGAAAUCUGUGGAGGGAGCUGAUGGUUCGAGUUGCCAAAUGUCAGCCUCGAAACCUUAAUGACUUGGAGAAGAUCUGCAAAGAGGAGUGGGACAAAAUCCCUCCUGAGAUGUGUGCAAACCUGGUGGCCAACUACAAGAAACGUCUGACCUCUGUGAUUACCAACAAGGGUUUUGCCACCAAGUACUAAAUCAUGUUUUGCAGAGGGGUCAAAUACUUAUUUCCCUCAUUAAAAUGCAUAGACUGAUAAUUUCUUUGUCAGUAGGCAAACGUACAAAAUCAGCAGGGGAUCAAAUACUUUUUUCCCUCACUGUAUAACUUGAUAUUUGUUUACAUUUACAAUUUAGUCAUUUAGCAGAUGCUCUUAUCCAGAGCAACUUACAGUUAGUGCAUUCAUCUUAAGAUAGCUGGGUUGGACAACCACAUAUCGCAGGCAUAGUAAGUCUGCUUACAAAUGCAAGUGUUGGUAAAAUGAAUAGUGUUUCUGCAAUAACCCAAUCCUCAGCCAGAUGCAUUGUUGGGCUGCCAUAACCUUGCAUUAUCCAGUUAAUGACAUACAUUUGCUGUCAGCCUAGGCCUUUUCACUUUGUCACAAAGCAUGUAACAUUGAGGGCCAUUUCUGUGUGUUACACAGUUGUGGUCAAAUAUAUUGGUACCCUUGCACAAUUCACUAUUUCUUGUAAAAUAAGUUGAAAUUGAAAAAACUUUUGUUGUUCACAUGUGUGUGCACAGGACCAAGAGGAAAAAAUAUCUAAACUGAAAUUUAGAUUUUUCCUUAGAAAUUUAAAGAAAUGGCUUGGACUAAAUUAUUCCAAAUAAUUUGUUUUAAGGCAAGUGAUUCUCGUUUAAGUGUAAUUUAUCUCACCUGACCUGUGGUAAGUGGCUGGUGCAUACUGGGUAAAAAAGUUAUAAGCCAUUUAAUCAGUUUCAAAAGAGAAAACAGAACAUUCUGCUCCAUUGCACUCCAUUGUAAAGUGCAAGGGUGCCAAUAUAUUAGAAUAUACAGUAUAUUAUACGACAACUGUAGCCUUUUGUCAUCUCAAGCAUUGGGUCAGGUGAUGCAAGCUCAGUUAGCUUUGUGUUCAGUUUAUGUAGUAGUUGUUGUUAUUGCAUGCCUUGAACCCUAGCUGAUCCUUUCUAUCUGAAAUUCAAAAUAUAACCGUUUCUCUGUAAGUGGAAUAGUCAAAUCACUACAACCUUUUUGAACUUUUGAACUUUUUUCAAACCCACUUUACAUAAUGUGUGCCUAGAAGGUGUUUAGGCGGAAUCUUUCACUGAAACUGUAUAUAUAUUUUUAAAAAUGUAAGGUUGUUGUCCCUUCCAUAAUGGCAUCACUCUGAAGUGAAGCUCCCAUUGAGCACUCCCACUGAGCACUUUUACUAUACAUUGUGGCAAACUGUAGUUGGAGACAAACUGACCUUUUUAGAGUGCCUUUAGAUGUUUUAUAAAAUAUAUAUCUAACAGCUGUUGUCACUACAGGACUUAAUAGGUUGUAAGGUUAUAAUUGACUGUGAUGUAGAACUUAUUUUAUGUGUGCCCGUCUUUUCCCAUGAAGUUAAAAAAAGAGUUGGCAGUAGUUUGUACAUCAUUUUCUCUGUGGGUUCAAGGUGCCAACAAAGCUAUUUACAUUGCCUUCAUUGUAUAUGUGCAAAGCAACCUGCAUAGCAACACAAGUCUGUUAUAGCUGUCAGCCAGGUUGUUAUGUUCAAGUGUGGUUGAGAAGUAUUGAUGUUAUUUCACUCUCUAGAUAUAUGCAAUGACUAGAGCCCAUUUUACUGUUACAGUUAAAUCAACUUAUAAAGGCAGAGCUGGUUUUCUGUGCCACAUGUUCAGCUGAAGUGUAUCUAUGGGAACAGCUUGAGCUGGAUCUCUUCAAAUUUAAUAAUGGUACAGGUAAGCUCAUGAACUUCCUUGGCCCAUGAAUGUAGGAUGUAGGAGGGAGGGAGAGAGAGAGAAUGAGUGUAUGUAUUGUAAUGAUCCGGGCUGGGUCAUGAAGGAAAAAGAGACGGACACCAGGUGUGCAGGGCAGAACACAGGUUUAUUCCUAAACUGGGCUAUUGUUCAGGCCACAGCCCACGCCGCUAAAUUCCGAACGUACACAAAUACACAAUGUCAAGUUAAGUGGCAGACUCAUAGGAACAGAUCAGGAUCCCGAAUAGAAAGAGAGAGAGAUGAGACAGUAACCCCUAUUUAUGCAUUUCAAAACCCUGCGGGAUUACCCAUCAUACCCCCCCAACCUUUCCGUCUGUCCUGGCAUAUUUAACCCCUGCUAGCACCCAUGAGAACAAUAACACACCAACGAACACAGAACACAAUACCGGGUCAUUACAGUAUGUAUGUGUGUGUGUGUGUGUGUGUGUGUGUGUGUGUGUGUGUGUGUGUGAGAGAGAGAGAGAUGUGGUGUGUGUGUGUGUGAGUGAGUGUGUGUGUGGGCGAGAUGUGGUGUGUGUGUAUGUGAGUGAGUGUGUGUGUGUGUGUGUGUGUGUGUGUGUGUGUGAGAGAGAUGUGUUGUGUGUGAGAGAGAGAGAUGUGGUGUGUGUGAGUGUGUGUGUGUGUGUGUGUGUGUGAGUGAGUGUGUGCACUAUUUUCAUCUUCAUUCUGUCUAAAGGAGGCACAUCAAUCAGAUCAGAUAAGCAGCUUUUAUAAGUGAGCUGAUGGGGUAAAAGAGACGACCGCUGAAAGAUUUGUAAGAUGUGUAUUUCACUCCAGGGAAUAUCUUUAAGCAAGUAGGAGAAUAUUUUCUCAAAAUACAGCUAGCAUGCUAAUUACCCACAUACGAAUAAGAAGCAUGCACAUUUCAAAUAAAUCAACCUUUCAAAAGUAUCAAACCUACACUACCGUUCAAGAGUGUGGGGUCACUUAGAAGUUUCCUUGUUUUCGAAAGAAAAGCAAUUUUUUUGUCCAUUAAAAUAACAUCAAAUUGAUCAGAAAUACAGUGUAGACAUUGUUAAUGUUGUAAAUGGCUAUUGUAGCUAGAAACAGCUGAUUUUUAAUGGAAUAUCUACAUAGGUGUUCAGAGGCCCAUUAUCAGCAACCAUCAGUCCUGUGUUCCAAUGGCACGUUGUGUUUGCUAAUCCAAGUUUAUCAUUUUAAAAGGCUAAUUGAUCAUUAGAAAACAAUUUUGCAAUUAUGUUAGCACAGCUGAAAACUGUUGUGCUGAUUAAAGAAGCAAUAUAUCUGGCCUUCUUGAGACUAGUUGAGUAUCUGGAGCAUCAGCAAUUGUGGGUUCGAUUACAGGCUCAAAAUGGCCAGAAACAAAUAACUUUCUUCUGAAACUCGUCAGCCUAUUCUUGUUCUGGGAAAUGAAGGCUAUUCCAUGUGAGAAAUUGUUAAGAAACUGAAGAUCUCGUACAACGCUUUGUACUACUCCCUUCACAGAACAGCGCAAACUGGCUCUAACCAGAAUAGAAAGAGGAGUGGGAGGCCCCGGUGCCCAACUGAGCAAGAGGACAAAUACAUUAGAGUGUCUAGUUUGAGAAACAGACGCCUCACAGGUCCUCAACUGGCAGCUUCAUUAAAUAGUUGCAAAGAAAAAGCCAUAUCUCAGACUGGCCAAUAAAAAGAAAAGAUUAAGAUGGGCAGUCUGAGAUAUGGCUUUUUUUUUCCGCCUCUUCACUGUUGACAUUGAGACUGGUGUUUUGCGGGUACUAUUUAAUGAAGUUGCCAGUUGAGGACCUGUGAGGCGCCUGUUUCUCAAACUAGACACUCUAAUGUAUUUGUCCUUUUGCUCAGUUGUGCACCGGGGCCUCCCACUCCUCUUUCUAUUCUGGUUAGAGCGACCCACUAGGUGUCAUCCUCCGACAACCUUAGGCACCUCCUCACUCACAGUCUGGACUAAUCAUUAUCUUAUUGGUGUCACCUGUGUCUACCUGUUCACCCUCACUUCCCUGUGUUCCCUUGCUCUGUUUUGUCUGCUAGUUCUCGAUGCCAAACAGUACUAAUCAGUGUCUGAUCGCGAGACGUAUGUACAGGUACUUGAGAAGAGUUCUCCCUGUUUCAUUGUUGUUUUCAGUCAUAGUUAGUAUUUCGUGUGUUUGCUGUCAGCCUGUUUUUGGAGACUAAUUUGCUCCUCCUUUAUUUUUUGUGUGACAAGUCCGUUAUUUUGUAUCCUGGUUUUGGGACCACCAGUAAAGAUCCUUGUUUCACCAUCUCUGCCUACAGCCGACUGUCUAUUCUGCACCGCACCUGGGUCACACCUCACUCCAACCCUUACACCUAAGUGGGAUAAUAAUGAGAGAAGUUGCAGCAUAGGAUUUUUCUUUGUGGGCUUUUCAGUUGUUUUUGUGAAGUCAGGUCAGAUGAUGCCAGCAGGCAGAAUGGGAGAGAGAACAGCACUCUCUGUAGAAAUACGUACUGUACCUUUGAGAGUUAGCAUCUUGGCUGUGAUUUCAAGGCUCCUUAGGGGAAUAGUGUUGUCUCCCCAGGGACUAAAGUGACAUGCCACUGUGUGUUUGUUGUCAGCUCAAUCUACGGGGCCACAGAAACGUGGCACAAAGCACUUUCCAUUAGGAUGAACAGUUGCUCUGCUGUAUUCUGUAUUCUCUCCCUGCGUAGCUGUAUCUCUGUCAGACCAACCAAAUCAAAGCACAUUUAUAUUCAUAAGCCAUUAUGUCUGAUGGUCGGGGCUCUCUGCACGUUUAUCUCUCUUCUCUUUGGUCUGUCAGAGGAUUGGGGGGGGGGGGGGGGGGGGGGGGGGGGGGUGGGCUGCCACCGAGAAGGAUGGGUUGAGGUGUAAAAAGAUGUGUAUGAUGGAUGUGUGAUGGGACAGUUUUUAUCACUGUGAGUGGCGAGAGAGAGAGAUGUUCUUUCUCCUCUUCACUCCACUUAACAUUAGUGCAGGCUGAGCAGCCAAUCACCCUAACCUAUUCUCAUAUUGAGAGGAAGGCCAGGGACAGACAGGCAGUGUAGACACCACUUAUUGACAGCACAUAGAGAGGACAUCUCAACACUGAAAUAAAGCCAGGGUUGCUGCCUUUCAACAGCCUCAUAGUGCCUGAAAUGGUGUUAAUGAGGUUUGAUAUUCACCCCCUGCUCCAAUUAUACAGCCAGAUUAGAUCAAUAUGCAUGCAUUGUCAGCAACAAGUGGUGAGUGCACGGAGCGAUAUGACAGCCCAUUUUUACAGUAAACAAGCAGUAUGCGUUGAUGAUGGCCCUUCAGACAAUCUCUGGUUCCUCCCCCCUUCAAUUGUUCAUGGUCUGUGGAACUACAGUUGUAUCAGGCUACAGGAAUGGAUAUUGUUAUGGUGAAUGCAUCCAUGAUAUCAGAUGGGCAGCCUACAGUUCACCACUUCAAAGUGUUGUCCAACUGUUAUCAGCAGGUCAACUCAAUGGGAUCAUUCAGUCACCAGAAACAGUCCCAGUCUGAAAGCUGGUGAGAGUAUGUCCCCAGGGAGGUAACUGAGUUAAAGUGUGUUUCUCCUUUGGCCUGCACUGAACUGCCCUGGUCCAGUCUGUACUUACCUGGUCAUCCCUUCACUGUGUGUUUGCAGAGCUCCCUUGCUUUAUAAUUGGCUCUAUGGCUGCCUCUUCUGUUUGUCUGUUUUCUUUAAUACACACACAUGAGAACACACAUACAGACUCUCAUGCACACACACACACAUAGUAAAAUCACACAUGUAGAUACCCAGGAGAGCCUGAGUUGGUGGUUAUUUCCCCAUUCUCUCACACCGCUGGUUAGUUUGUACACUCAGUGGUAUUGGGGUCUUAUCAGUAGCAGGGAAGUGCUCAGUGGCAACAGCCCAGAGAUUGAAUACAUUCAUCUGACCACAUGGCUGAAAUGGGAGGCUGAGGUCUGGUCUGCCGCUAUAGCAGCCUGCUAAUCAGUGUGUAGUGUAAGUAGUGUGUAACUGCGGUAAUCACAGGGGGAGAGCAGCCAUAGAACAGGAUGUCAUAUGGUGCUCAGCAACAGACCAAGUUCUCUUCCAUUGAGGAUCCCGUUUGAGGUUUAACAUCAGAACAGGGUUAGGUUUGUAGAGUAGCUGUAUUACAUUUUACAUUUACAUUUUAGUCAUUUAGCAGACGCUCUUAUCCAGAGCGACUUACAGUUAGUGAAUAUAUAUAUAUUUUUUUUUUUUCAUACUGGUCCCCCGUGGGAAUCGAACCCACAACCCUGGCGUUGCAAACGCCAUGCUCUAUCAACUGAGCUACAUCCCUGCCGGCCAUUCCCUCCCCUACCCUGGACAACGCUAGGCCAAUUAUGCGCUGCCCAUGAGUCUCCCGGUCGCGGCCGGCUGCGACAGAGCCUGGAUAUAUUACCCCAGGAGACUGAAUGAUCUCAGCCUCUGAUCUGAGUUGAAGAAUACUCUCUGUCUGUCUGUGUGUGUCUCUCUCUCUCGCUCUCUUUCUCUCUCUAUACAGUGAGGGAAAAAAGUAUUUGAUCCCCUGCUGAUUUUGUAAGUUUGCCCACUGACAAAGACAUGAUCAGUCUAUAAUUUUAAUGGUAGGUUUAUUUGAACAGUGAGAGACAGAAUAACAACAAAAAAAAUCCAGAAAAACGCAUGUCAAAAAUGUUAUAAAUUGAUUUGCAUUUUAAUUAGGGAAAUAAGUAUUUGACCCCUCUGCAAAACAUGACUUAGUACUUGGUGGCAAAACCCUUGUUGGCAAUCAGAGGUCAGACGUUUCUUGUAGUUGGCCACCAGGUUUGCACACAUCUCAGGAGGGAUUGUGUUCCACUCCUCUUUGCAGAUCUUCUCCAAGUCAUUAAGGUUUCGAGGCUGACGUUUGGCAACUCGAACCUUCAGCUCCCUCCACAGAUUUUCUAUGGGAGGUUCUAUGAGACUGGCUAGGCCACUCCAGGACCUUAAUGUGCUUCUUCUUGAGCCACUCCUUUGUUGCCUUGGCCGUGUGUUUUGGGUCAUUGUCAUGCUGGAAUACCCAUCCACGACCCAUUUUCAGUGCCCUGGCUGAGGGAAGGAGGUUCUCACCCAAGAUUUGACGGUACAUGGCCCCGUCUAUCGUUCCUUUGAUGCGGUGAAGUUGUCCUGUCCCCUUAGCAGAAAAACACCCCCAAUGCAUAAUGUUUCCACCUCCAUGUUUGACGGUGGGGAUGGUGUUCUUGGGGUCAUAGGCAGCAUUCCUCCUCCUCCAAACACGGCGAGUUGAGUUGAUGCGAAAGAGCUCGAUUUUGGUCUCAUCUGACCACAACACCUUCACCCAGUUCUCCUCUGAAUCAUUCAGAAGUUCAUUGCCAAACUUCAGACGGCCCUGUAUAUGUGCAUUCUUGAGAGAGAGGAUCUUGCGGGCGCUGCAGGAUUUCAGUCCUUCACGGCGUAGUGUGUUACCCAUUGUUUUCAUGGUGACUAUGGUCCCAGCUGCCUUGAGAUCAUUGACAAGAUCCUCCCGUGUACUUCUGGGCUGAUUCCUCACCGUUCUCAUGGUCAUUACAACUCCACGAGGUGAGAUCUUGCAUGGAGCCCCAGGCCGAGGGAGAUUCUUCCAUUAGCGAAUAAUCGCACCAACUGUUGUCACCUUCUCACCAAGCUGCUUGGCGAUGGUCUUGUAGCCCAUUCCAGCCUUGUGUAGGUCUACAAUCUUGUCCCUGACAUCCUUGGAGAGCUCUUUGGUCUUGGCCAUGGUGGAGAGUUUGGAAUCUGAUUGAUUGAUUGCUUCUGUGGACAGGUGUAUUUUAUACAGGUAACAAGCUGAGAUUAGGAGCACUCCCUUUAAGAGUGUGCUCCUAAUCUCAGCUCGUUACCUGUAUAAAAGACACCUGGGAGCCAGAAAUCUUUCUGAUUGAGAGGGGGUCAAAUACUUAUUUCCCUCAUAAAAAUGCAAAUCAAUUUAUAACAUUUUUGACAUGCGUUUUUCUGGAUUUUUUUGUUGUUAUUCUGUCUCUAACUGUUCAAAUAAACCUACCAUUAAAAUUAUAGACUGAUCAUUUCUUUGUCAGUGGGCAAAUGUACAAAAUCAGCAGGGGAUCAAAUACUUUUUCCCCUCACUGUAUAUAUAUAUAUACAGUGGGGAGAACAAGUAUUUGAUACACUGCCGAUUUUGCAGGUUUUCCUACUUACGAAGCAUGUAGAGGUCUGUAAUUUUUAUCAUAGGUACACUUCAACUGUGAGAGACGGAAUCUAAAACAAAAAUCCAGAAAAUCACAUUGUAUGAUUUUUAAGUUAUUAAUUUGCAUUUUAUUGCAUGACAUAAGUAUUUGAUCACCUACUAACCAGUAAGAAUUCCGGCUCUCACAGACCUGUUAGUUUGUCUUUAAGAAGCCCUCCUGUUCUCCACUCAUUACCUGUAUUAAAUGCACCUGUUCGAACUCAGUUGUUGCCUUCUCAUCAAGCUUCUUGCCUAUUGUCCUGUAGCGAGUGGUAAUCUAUGACAUAAUACCAUCCUGACAGAAUACACUGUGAUCUGGGAUACAACACUUUCCUUUAACAGAGCGUUCUGUGUCUGAAAUAUUACACUGUAAGUUGUGAUACAAUAAUGGUCCUGACAGAGAGAGAGGGAAUUUCUGUUAGCUGGAUGCAGUAAUGCUCCUAGAGUAUUCCGCUUCACAAUGCACUCUGCAACAGUGUCUGCCAAGUAGAAUACAUUCCUGAUAUGAAUCUGAUUAAGGGCUGCUACAACAACAGGGAAUGUCAUAGGAUAGAACUCCUUUGUGUGUGCUUGCAUGCAUAUGUCUGUAUAUCUUUCUUUCCACCCAAACUUGUGUGUUUGCUUGAGUCCUGCUGGCUUAACUUUAAAUUCAGGUGAGGUGCGCUAUGAAAUAUUUUAGUGCUGCUACUUCACCCCGGACAGCCUCAGUACAGCCCUCAGACUACUUAACCUGGCAGUCACAGACAGACAGAGAGUCUGCGUCCCAAAUGCAGCCUAUGGACCUGGUCAAAAGUAGUGCACUAUAAAGGGAAUAUGGUGCCAUUUGGGACAGCCAGUGUUAGUGUCCCCUGGCCACAUGUUCUCUCUGAGUCAGAUCAUUCCCAAGAAAGGUGAACAUCACUACCCCCCACCCCAUCCCCUUGGGGCUGAAUGAGGACAGCCUUCACACUGUGUUGAACAGGGAUGAUAGCAGGGUCUGGUCAGAUGGGCCUGGUCAGGCCUAAACUAAACACUCCAUCCACACCAACUAGCCUGGGAGAUUGGCCUGGAUGAAGUCUUUGAAAGGAGACAAUCUCUGGAACUAGGGGACAGAGAACAGCUCUGUCAGAGAGAGAGUCAGAGAGAGAAUCAGAGAGAGAGAGAGAGUCAGAGAGACAGAGUGAAGAGAAAGUCAGAGAUAGAAUGAAUAGAGUGAGUGAAUGUGACAGAGAGCAGGGAGGGUAUGAGAAACAAUCUCUCAAGUUAGCGAAAAAGAGUGUGAGGUGUUAGAGAGAGCAGUUUGGGUUGUACUUCAAAUCAAAGUCUGAGUUAAAUUGUUCCAGCAUUCUUUUAAUUGAGGACGGUGUAGAUUAAGCUGAAACAAAAGGAUCUCCCUCCCCUUACUUUUUAAUCCUGCACAACCCACAUGAGAAGCACAAUUAUUGAGUAAUACUGUCAAAACAGACAUUGUCUUGCAGCCGUGCGCAUACUUGCGUGCAUGUGUUUGGGCUUGAGUAAGUGUGUGGUGCGUGUGCAUGCGUUUGUGUGUGUGUGUGUGUGUGUGUGUGUGUGUGUGAGCGAUGGGAUGGAGAGUGUUGGGAAUGAAGGACAGAGAGAGGAGUUUGACAAUAGGUUCAUGUUCAACUCAAUAGCAUUCGAGAGAUGUGAAUGAUGCGAGGGAGAGAACAUGAUGCUUUUAAUAGCUUCUAAAUGUAAGUCACUUCAAGUGGAGCGUGAUUCAGACAGGGUAAUCUACCUUGAACAAAACAACAUACACUAUCCCUCACUUGUCAGCGCCAGGUCCACUGUGGUGAUGAUGAUGAUGGCAAAAACUUUAUUUUAAACAGAAAAUUGCAUAGCUCUAAGGAAGCCAGAUGUCCUUGUAUGUGGUGACCAGUAGUGUCCCUCUGUCCCUCGAGUUCCAGACCACUAAAUAGAAACCAGCUGUCUAUAUGCCAGUUGACCAGUCUUGUCCCUCUGUUUCUGUCUGUCCCUCCAGUUCCAGACCACUGAAUAGAAACCAGCUGUCUAUAUGCCAGUUGACCAGUCUUGUCCCUCUGUCUCUGUCUGUCCCUCCAGUUCCAGGCCAAUGUGGACGAGGGCUCCACUGGGGUGGUGGUCAACCUGACUGUGGACGACAGAGAUGACCCUGCGACGGGGGCGUGGCGAGCAAUCUAUUCCAUCAUCAACGGUGACCCCACCCAGAGCUUCGAGAUCCAAACCAACCCCGACAACAACGAGGGCAUGCUUUCCCUCAUCAAGGUAACCACAGGGCCCAAAAGCUAUCUCAAUUAUCUCUCUCAAAUAUCUCUCUCACAUAUCUCUCAAAUAUCUCUCUUAAUUAUCUCUCUCAAAUAUCUCUCAUCUCUCUUAAUGAUGGAUGAGCUAAUAAAGGUGUGUUUGUGGUGUCAUUAUAACAGGCAGGUUGGAUGGUGAUAUUAUAUACUGCACGAUUUGGCCAAUUCACUGGAGAUAUGAAUAAUAUAAUAAUAAAAAUAUGAACAUACAGGUUGCACAGUAAAGAUCCUGUAGCACUCACAGUUUUUAUUGCUCUCAUUAUUCCAAUAAAUGUGUGUUGUCAUGCAAUAUAGCAAUGCAGAAUACAGGAAUACAGGAUAUCUGUAACCUUGGUAACAUUGUAUGUUUCACUCUAGUACACUGCAGUUUGCCCCUUUACUCUCAUGUGUCAUUUUCACCUACAUGACUCACAUACUAUAAGAGCAACCCGUUACACACUGAGUGUCCAAAACAUUAGGAACACUUGCCCUUUCCAUGACAUAGACUGACCAGGUGAAAGCUAUGAUCCCUUACUGAUGUCACUUGUUAAAUCCACUUCAAUCAGUGUAGAUGAAGGGGAAGAAACAGGUUAAAUUAUGAUUUCUAAGCCUUGAGACAAUUGAGACAUGGAUUGUGUAUGUGUGCCAUUCAGGGUGAAUGGGCAAAAUAAAAUAUUUAAGUGCAUUUGAACGGGGUAUGGUAGUAGGUGAUAGGCGCACCAGUUUGAGUGGGGCAAGAACUGCAACGCUGCUGGGUUUUUCACGCUCAACAGUUUAAUAUGUUUAUCAAGGACAUCCAGCCAACUUGACACAACUGUGGGAAGCAUUGGAGUCAAAAUGGGCCAGCAUCUCUGUGGAACACUUUCGACACCUUGUAGAGUCCAUGCCCUGACAAAUUGAGGCUGUUCUGAGGGCAAAAGGGGGUGCAACUCAAUAUUAGGAAGGUAUUCCGAUUGUUUUGUACACUCAGUAUGGAAGUGACAUGUUAACUACAUGAUAAACACUCUCAUCUCUUCUCCUCUCCUCUCCUCUCCUCUCCUCCUCCAGCCUCUAGACUAUGAGAGCUUAGUGUUCCACACGCUGCUGAUCAAGGUGGAGAACGAGGACCCCCUGGUGCCAGAGGUGGGCUACAGCUCCAGUUCUACAGCCACCGUACACAUCACCAUCCUGGACGUCAACGAGGGACCCGUCUUCUUCCCCGACCCCCUCCAGGUCACCAAGAUGGAGAACAUCCCCCUGGGCAGCUUCGUGGCCUUACUCAACGCCACCGACCCAGACGUCCUCCAAUCACAGAGCAUCAGGUGA